AUGCCCGUUUCCCCGCUCCCCGUCCCCAACUCCACGACCUCCUUCUGGAGGUCAUCCCCGCACCCUCUAGACGAUCACCGGUCUACCCCAGAGCUGCCAGCCGAAGUUGACAUUGCAGUCAUUGGUGCAGGCUAUGCAGGUGUUGCUACGGUAUACCACAUCCUCGACCAGUGCAAGGCGCGUGGUGUUGCGCCGCCAAAGAUUUUGAUCCUUGAGGCCCGACAGGCAUGUUCCGGGGCAACUGGACGCAAUGGUAUGUCUGACAGCCCCAUCAUUGUCAUGUCUUCUCAAUUGAGCUUCCUUGUUGACUUGAGAUAUGGUAUAGGCGGCCAUCUGAAGCCGGAUCCGUACAAUCGUCCCGCAAGUUUCGUUUCCACACAUGGCAUCGAGACUGCGAAGGAAUGUGCGGAGUUCGAGGCCAAGAACCUCAUGGAAGUGAAGAAGACCAUUGAAGCCGAAGGCAUUGACUGUGACUUUGUAUUGACUAGGGCAGUCGAUGCCUUGAUGUCAGAGAGUAUCCGCGAUAAGAUGAAGGCAAACGUUGAGUUGCUUAGGAAAGCUGGCGUUUCCGUAAUGAAGGACGUGUACUACGCCGACGGCGCCGAAGCGGAGCAACUAUCAGGUGUUAAGGGAGUAAAGGGAUGCCUAUCAUAUACCGCCGGCACCGUCUGGCCAUACAAACUAAUCCUUGCCCUCCUCUCAAAGGCCCUCGAUGCCGGCGUCAACUUGCAGACCCACACGCCCGUCGAGGCGGUGACCGGCACCCCCGACGCGGACGGUUACCUGACGCUGACCACGGGGCGGGGCGCCGUCCGUGCCGCAAAGAUCGUGUACGCGACAAACGGCUACACGUCGUCCAUCCUGCCCGAGUUCGCCGACAAGAUUGUCCCCGUUCGCGGCAUCUGCAGCCACAUCGCGCCCGGCAAGACGCCUGCGCCAUUGCUGCCUCACUCGGUCAUCAUCCGGUGGUCCGACACGGAGUACGAGUAUCUGAUUCCCCGACUCGACGGAAGCAUCGUCGUCGGCGGUGCGCGGUCCUCGUAUUAUCAUGAUUUAUCGGCGUGGUAUAACAAGGUCAACGAUGACGAGUUGAUUGAGGCGGCGAAGACGCAUUUUGAUGGAUAUAUGCAGCGUGUGUUCCGCGGAUGGGAAGACAGCGGUGCGACUACGUCAAAGGUGUGGACCGGAAUCAUGGGAUACUCAUCAGACGGAUUGCCGCACGUUGGCGUCGUUCCCGGAAAAGAGAAACAAUUCAUCAUUGCCGGGUUCAACGGCCAUGGCAUGCCGCAGAUCUUCCUCUCGGCUAAGGGAGUAGCAUCGAUGAUUAUGGAGCAGUCUGAGUUCAAGACUACGGGUAUCCCCAAAGUCUACCAGGCUUCUCAAGCGAGAUUGGACAGUUCCAGGAAUUCCAUUCUUGAGAGCUGGAAGUCGGUCAAUCAGCCGCCGGCAAAACUGUAG
Messenger RNA from Colletotrichum paranaense, 1458 nucleotides. Its product is annotated as FAD dependent oxidoreductase. Gene Ontology annotation, cellular component: cytoplasm. Bases 1 to 1458 code for a protein of 485 amino acids. Gene Ontology annotation, molecular function: oxidoreductase activity. The transcript is spliced from 3 exons. NCBI's taxonomy places the organism in Eukaryota, Fungi, Ascomycota, Sordariomycetes, Glomerellales, Glomerellaceae. The record is from RefSeq and is a predicted model, not a curated record.